Messenger RNA from Fundulus heteroclitus (mummichog), 4574 nucleotides. Its product is annotated as zinc finger protein 569. The record is from RefSeq and is a predicted model, not a curated record. Gene Ontology annotation, molecular function: RNA polymerase II cis-regulatory region sequence-specific DNA binding; DNA-binding transcription factor activity. Gene Ontology annotation, biological process: regulation of transcription by RNA polymerase II. The coding region runs from base 96 to 3425 and encodes 1109 amino acids. NCBI's taxonomy places the organism in Eukaryota, Metazoa, Chordata, Actinopteri, Cyprinodontiformes, Fundulidae. The transcript has 2 exons.
UCGUGGAGAUUAUUUUUUCCGACGGAACGGGAAGGGGACGCGCUCCGAUACCCCCACACGGCGGCAUUAGCGUUAGUCGGGCGGCUUUUUUGUGCAUGGAGAACGAGUGGCCCGUCCCAGAAAACCGCCCCGAGAAGAAGAUACCUGAGGAUAAGCGAUGCAGUGAGGACAUGAGUGCGACCGAUCUGAAUCAGACUGCCAUAAGGGCAUCAGGACUCAUGGAGACUGACGUCCAUCUGAGCUCUGAAACAGCAGACAUGAGUCGUCAGCCACGCGAGGACGCGUUGCCACAACUAGGGACGGACACGGGAUCUCAGCUGACCUCUACAAGCUCCCCAAGAGAUGGUCAGAAGGUCCGAAGAAGACGUGGUAGGCCUGGUAAAAUCAAGCUGUCGGGGGCGGCCGACAUCAGUGCUGACGAGCUGAAAGAGGCCGGCAGCACAGCAGCAAUGGCCGCGCCUUCAGUCGACCACAGCACCGGCGAUUCUGACGAAAAACCAGGUACUGACGCCGUCCCGCCGGUAAAGAGAAGAAGAGGACGGCCGAAAAAAUCUGAAGCCGCCACCGUACCACGCACACUCUCAAAGAGGUUUGCCGCAUUUUUAUGUCCCCGUAAGGGCAACCACGGGUGGACCCUGAGGAGUAGAGGAGCGCAGAACGGGAAACCUGACGGCGACGCAGAUAUCAAGCAAUCGUGGGGGCCUCCUACAGAUUGCAGUGACCCGAUUUACAAUCAUGGGAUUAGGAGGAGGAAAAAAAGGGCUCUAAAUAAUGAGCAAGUUCCAGCCAAAGUGGCAAAGCUGGACGAACCCAAAGAGGCCUCGCCGGUGCUGAGCAUUGAGGCAGACUGUACAGGGAAAACAGAGACAGAGAAACAGGUGGAGCAGAGGGCUGAUAAGCAGGAGGAUAAUGUAAACGCUAGCACUGCUGAGUCGACAGUACAAGAGCAGCAGAUGCAACUAACGGAGGGAGUCCAAUCCCCUCCAGAGCCUGAAAAUAUUCCUGCAGAGGAUCUCAACCGGUUACAUUUGGUUAACCCCUCUCAAACCGAAUGUCCUGAUGUGAAGAAGCCUUUUAGGAUAGACAGCGAAAAGGAGACUCAGCUGAACGCUUCUAAUUCACUUGAUUCUCCAGUUAAUGCAGACGUGCAGGGGGCAGACUCUCCGAGCAAAGGGUUGGUAUCAUCCUCGGAAAAGACCCCGCAAACUAUAACCGAGAAAUCUGCCAACGCCGCCAAAGAGCUCAGCACGUCGACUCCUGUGUCGGGUAGUCAAACGUCGUCACAAAACAUCGCCGACCCCUCCGUGAUGUUACCCACCAGGCAGCACACGGUGUUUAGGUGCAAGAAAGGCGGCAAGAGGAAGAGAAGAGUAGUUCGAGUUUUGGUGAUCAGCAAGAACGACGUAGAGAAAAAACCCGAGGCCGCCCCGCAGGUUGAAGAAAAGCCAGACUGUGGCGACGUGAAAACCGAAGACGCUUCGGACAUCAGAGAUGACGUCAUCUACGUCAAAAAAGGGGGCAGAAACAUGCUGAAGUGCAACUUCUGUGGGCGUCUGUUCAAGUUCCUGUCCCAGUUGGUCGUCCACCAGCGCAUCCACACGGGAGAGCGGCCCUUCAAGUGCGCAGAGUGCGGCAAAGGUUUCACCAAGAACUCCAACCUGAACCUCCAUCUCAAGAUGCACCUGAAGAACAACAUGUAUCAAAAAUGCCAGCUGUGCAAGAUCAGAGUCUCCAUCUCGCAGUACGCCGCCCACAUGGAGACGCACGCGCAGGCCGACGACCAGCAGGCCCCGUUUGUCCCCAACCAGGCGGAAAACGCCAGCCAGGACGGGAGCUACGAGGGCGCCCAGGAGACCCCGAAGGAAUCCGCGGCUGAAAAGAAGGCCAGCAAAACCUGCCAGUACUGCGGCAAGACGUUCCCCUUCCAGUCCGCCCUCAAGAGACACGUCCGCAUCCACACGGGCGAGAAGCCCUACAAGUGCGACAUAUGCGGCAAAGCCUUCGGCCAGUCCUACUUCCUGCGGGUGCACGAGCUGACGCACUGGACCGUGAAGCGCUACAACUGCACGCGCUGCGAGAAGUCCUUCUCCCACUACAGCAACGCCAAAAACCACACGUGCCGGCCGGUGCGGGGCAGCGGCGACCCGCAGGCCAACCGGCGCAUAAAGCCGCUGCUGACGUACACGUGCCACAUCUGCAAGAACGUGUUCGAGCACCUGCAGAACUUCAACAACCACAUGAAGGAGCACACGGGCACCAAGCUGUUCCGCUGCCUCUACUGCGACAAGCUGUUCAGCGUGCUGUCCGACUUCGAAGCCCACCGGAUCCGGUGCGCGGCGGAGAGGAAGGUGCCCAGCACCAUAAAGGAGGAGGAGAUGAUGACGAUGAUUCAUUACAGAGUGCCUUCGCAAAGCUCUUCGCACGCUCACCGUCCGCGUCCUGCGGCGGCGUCCGACUACAAGCCGCAGAAAAAACGACCGGACACCCGUCGCAGACGACGCGCCGCUAACCUUGACAAGCCGUCGCAGACGCCGAUCAACCCGCCUCUCCCCGUCUCGUAUGUUGUUUCGAAGCUAAACCAGCUGGACAACCGAUCGGACCCCAGGAAGUACCCGUGUCCGAGCUGCGGGCGGCAGUUCCGCCACAUGGGCAGGCUCCGAGCCCACAUGCUCACGCACUCGUCCGCCCAGACGUACCCCUGCGCCCAGUGCGGGAAGACGCUGGGAAGCUGGAAAAAGCUGUGGCACCACCAGAGGUUGCACCGGCAGCCGAGCGGCCGCUUCACGUGUGCGCUGUGCGGACGGGGCUUCCGCUUCGCCGGCUCCUACAGGGAGCACAUGAAGGAGCACCCCGAGUUCCACUGGGUCGAAGAGCGGCCGAAGAAAGUGUUCCUGCCUUACCAGUGCGAGCAGUGCACGCGUGGCUUCAGCACGCUCGACCUGCUCUUCACUCAUCAGCUCUGCCAUUCGUCGGUGCAGGACCUGCGCAAGGAGCCCAGUUUGGUGUUGACCACGAUUGCUGCCAGUUCCCAGUCGAUAGCCAAAGCUCCUCACUCUCCCAUCAAGUGUAAUCCAGCGGCAUCACAGCCGUCGGCGGACAGAACUAGCUCCAUUUUAAGCCCCUCGCUGAAAUGCCCCGGUCAAAAUUCCCAAGCGUCGCCUUUGUCCCCCGGUUACAAUCGAGACACGGACUAUUCUACUCAUGCUCCCAACAGGACACAUUUAGUCCAAGAGAGGGACAAAGUUAAAGAAAACGGACCUGGAAAAUCCAUUAUGCCCCUAAAACAUGUGAAAUCACCUCAAAAUACCAGCAAAACGAAAGAAGGGUCCUCAGACGAUCUACGGUGUGCUGUGUGUGGAGAUAUAUUUCCUGCAGUUUCAGACCUUUUCCACCAUUAUAUGGAGCAUGCAAGAGGCCUGGUUUAAACUAUACAUUUCAAACGUGUAGGAGUGUCCUAAAAAGCCCCAAAAAUGGUUGGGGUCAGAAGUUUACAUUUGGAGGGAUGUUAGGAUAAUCCCCAGAAAUCAAAUUCAACUAGGAAAAGUGACCAUAUAUGAUUUUUGCUCUUUAACUUGAGACCUGCAAAAACAGGUAGUUCUAAAAAAAAAAAUUAAACUGGAAUAAUACUUUAAAUAAUGCUUGUUGUCAUUAGGCUUGGGCUGGUUACUGUCAACAAGGUAUGCUGAGGUUUUCUUUUUUUAUUACAGCAUAAUAACCUGUAAUGUUUCACUUCUCACCAUUCUGAUAAUAAAAAGCAAGAGAACAAAAUGGAUCAAAAUGCACCACCGCCUCCCAGAACGGUUACCACGCACUGCCUGUCAGCUGGCUUAAAGAAAACUGCCUUUUUCUCAUACUGAUAGAAUAUUUCCAAACAACCAAUUAGGUCUUUUUCAUGUUUAGAGUUUUUGGCUUUAAGUCUUUUUUUUUUUUUUUAUACUUUGGUUAUGUUUACUUAAGACUAGGGCUACGUUCACACCGCAGGGAAAGGCGACUCAAUUCCCAUCUUUUCACCCUCCAAGAAAUCCGAUUUGUGCCGCUUCAAUCUGUGGUACUAAUUCGGACACGUGUCCGCAGUCUGAAGGGUCAUAUCUCAUUUUAUCCGUUUUUCUCAUCACUCUCCUGUCUCUCACUACACAUCCACACAGCAGUAGUAGUGAAUUUCUCCAAUGUGAGAUCAAUAAAGCCUAUCUUAUCUUAUCUUAGCAGUUAGCGCUCCAUAACAGAUUAUUGUUAGUAGCUGUGCUGCUUUCUUCAUACCUUUUUUCAUCUUGCUAUGAUGAUUUCUUAAUAUUUUCGCCUCUCAUUGCUCAACAGCUUUCUAAUAAUAACAAGGAGAGAUGCCGACCGGUAUCCGCUUUGUUUUUCUUUUUGAAGUUUUUUUCUUUUAUACAAAACUUUAUUGAACCCUUGUAGAAACAAUUACAUUCACCAUUACUUCCGUAAACAGUGCGCUGCUCUUUGACGUGUCCUUCUGUUUUCUGCGCACGCGGGUCGCUUUGCGGUCUUGAGCUGUUCAGACAGCAGUAUGAUGGAGGUCACAUUUAAUAGUUGUUUGAACGCCCAUCUAAAAAAAA